AUGUCUAAGAAAGGCUUGAUGGAGCAGGACUUGAGCAAACUGGAUGUAGCAAAGCUACAUCCACUUUCUCCUGAGGUUAUUUCUCGCCAGGCUACGAUAAACAUUGGUACCAUUGGUCAUGUGGCUCAUGGCAAAUCAACAGUUGUGAAAGCCAUAUCUGGUGUCCAGACUGUUCGUUUUAAAAAUGAACUCGAACGGAACAUUACAAUUAAGCUUGGAUAUGCCAAUGCAAAGAUAUACAAGUGCGAAGAUGAUCGAUGCCCUCGACCGAUGUGCUACAAGGCAUAUGGAAGUGGAAAAGAAGAUAGUCCAAUGUGUGAUGUUCCUGGAUUUGAGAACUGCAAGAUGAAAUUGCUUCGACAUGUGUCCUUCGUUGAUUGCCCGGGCCAUGAUAUCCUCAUGGCUACUAUGCUGAAUGGGGCAGCAAUUAUGGAUGGUGCUUUGCUCCUUAUUGCUGCCAAUGAAACUUGUCCUCAGCCUCAAACAUCAGAACAUUUGGCUGCUAUUGAGAUUAUGCGUCUAAAUCAUAUCAUCAUACUUCAAAAUAAGGUUGACCUUGUUCAGGAAAAUGUUGCCAUCAACCAGCACGAAGCCAUUCAGAAAUUCAUUCAGGGAACUGUCGCUGAUGGUGCACCGGUGGUACCUAUUUCAGCCCAACUUAAGUAUAAUAUUGAUGUUGUGGCCGAGUAUAUCGUGAAGAAAAUCCCCAUUCCGGAGAGGAACUUCAUUUCACCACCAAAUAUGAUUGUCAUCAGGUCAUUUGAUGUCAAUAAGCCUGGGUCUGAAGUUGAUGAAAUCAAAGGAGGUGUUGCUGGUGGAAGUAUUCUCAAGGGUGUGUUGAAAGUGAAUCAGCGUAUUGAGGUCCGUCCAGGUAUCGUAGUUAAGGACGAGAAUGAUAACAUCAGGUGCACUCCUAUAUACUCUCGGAUAGUCUCCUUGUAUGCCGAACAAAACGAGCUGCAAUAUGCUGUGCCGGGAGGCCUCAUUGGAGUUGGGACCACGAUGGACCCUACCCUCACGCGUGCAGAUAGGCUGGUCGGCCAGGUUCUUGGAGAAGUUGGUUCUCUCCCUCAAGUGUAUGUUGUACUCGAGGUGAACUUCUUUUUGCUGAGGAGGCUGCUGGGGGUGAGAGCAAAGGAUGCAGAGAAGCAGGGGAAGGUGGCAAAGCUGGCCAAGGGGGAGAUCCUAAUGCUCAACAUAGGGUCAAUGUCAACUGGGGCCCGUGUAGUGGGCCUCAAAAACGUGUUUGCCAAGCUGCAGUUGACGUCCCCAGUGUGCACUAGUGAGGGUGAGAAGGUUGCUCUCAGCCGCAGGAUCGAUAGGCAUUGGCGCCUCAUCGGGUGGGGUGAGAUUAGGGCUGGUGUUACACUUGACGUCCCACCGUGUCCCAUCUAA
This is a messenger RNA of Striga hermonthica, 1395 nucleotides long. Lineage: Eukaryota; Viridiplantae; Streptophyta; Magnoliopsida; Lamiales; Orobanchaceae. The record is from the annotation of a GenBank genome assembly.